AAGAUCUCUAUUUGAAAAGAAUCUGCCUUGUUCAAUUGCCUCAUGCAACCCUCAACAUGAUCUAUAUAUAGAUAUGUAAAUGUUUGUAUGUCUUGUAUAUAACAAUUCCUUCCAACAAUGUCAUUGAGUCGGCCCAUAACACGGACCGAUGGUGCAUCCAAUGGAGCAUUUAGGACUUUUGGUCUCUACUGGUGCUACCAUUGUAAUCGUAUGGUCAGAAUUGCAUCCUCUAACCCAUCUGAGAUCGCGUGCCCUCGAUGCUUGAGACAAUUUGUCGUCGAGAUUGAAACAAGACGGCCUCGGUUUACUCUCAAUCAUGCUGCUCCGCCUUUUGAUGCUUCUCCUGAGGCUCGUCUUCUCGAAGCUCUAUCGCUCAUGUUUGAGCCUGCAAUCAUAGGUGGAUUUGGUGCAGACCCAUUUCUUAGGGCAAGAUCCAGAAACAUCUUGGAACCUGAAUCAAGACCCCGACCACAACAUCGACGACGCCACAGCCUUGACAAUGUUAACAAUGGUGGUUUGCCUCUACCAAGAAGAACAUAUGUAAUUUUCCGACCCAAUAAUCGGACUAGAGAACUCGGAAACAUAAUUCCGCCACCAAAUCAAGCACCACCCUGGCAUGUGAACUCAAACGAUUUCUUUACCGGAGCAUCAGGCUUAGAGCAGCUGAUUGAACAACUAACACAAGACGAUAGGCCUGGACCACUGCCUGCAUCAGAACCCACCAUUGAAGCGCUACCAUCUGUGAAGAUAACACCACAACAUCUAACCAACGACUUGACCCAAUGCACAGUGUGCAUGGAAGAAUUCAUUGUUGGUGGGGAUGCAACGGAACUACCAUGUAAACAUAUUUACCAUAAAGAUUGUAUAAUCCCGUGGCUCAGGCUUCACAAUUCUUGCCCUAUCUGUCGCAGUGACCUGCCACCUGUCAACACCGUUGCUGAUUCUCGAGAAAGGAGCAAUCCUACUAGACAAGACAUACCUGAAAGAAGGCGUCCAAGGUGGAUACAGCUUGGGAACAUUUGGCCCUUUAGAGCACGAUACCAAAGAGUUAGUCCAGAAGAAACAACAAACCAGAAUCCUCGAAGUACUAGGAGCUAGAACUAAAUAUUCCAUGGGCAACUAUCUUUCUGACAGUGGAGCCUCUAUGAUUCAAGAAAUAAAAAUUGUGACUAUCUUUAUGUAUAGACGCUAUGAGAAAUUGUCUAAUUGAAUAUGCAUGUAUAUCUCAGAAAUAAACUCAAGCUAAACAUA
Messenger RNA from Arabidopsis lyrata subsp. lyrata, 1251 nucleotides. RefSeq names its product E3 ubiquitin-protein ligase RING1-like. Gene Ontology annotation, molecular function: ubiquitin protein ligase activity. The record is from RefSeq and is a predicted model, not a curated record. The transcript has a single exon. The coding region runs from base 118 to 1098 and encodes 326 amino acids. Gene Ontology annotation, cellular component: cytoplasm. NCBI's taxonomy places the organism in Eukaryota, Viridiplantae, Streptophyta, Magnoliopsida, Brassicales, Brassicaceae. Gene Ontology annotation, biological process: protein ubiquitination.